AUGAUCCAGUCAGAUCCAACUCGGAUGUACUUGAAAUUCAUUUGUCAUCCAGAUAUUCAAACAUGGUGUGGUACUCUGAUGGUUUAUGAGUCUGAUUGGUUCACUGACGACAUCUUGAAACAUGAGAGUUUUUGCGUGAAUGGUGUUGCCAAAGAGUUCUGGUACGAAUUGUAUUCAAAGGGAGACUACUCGCCGCAUUACGAAUGGUUGUACAAGCUCAGCCACAACUGUACCUCUGAUCAAAAAAAUCGGUGCCUAGAACCUGAAGAACAUAAACGUACUAAAACUGAUGGAAUACAAUACGUCCAUUUCAUUGAGGCCGUAAUGAAUGCUGGAGAGCAAGUGGAUAACUGCACUCAUCCAAACGGAUAA
This is a messenger RNA of Caenorhabditis remanei, 372 nucleotides long. RefSeq lists its product as uncharacterized. NCBI's taxonomy places the organism in Eukaryota, Metazoa, Nematoda, Chromadorea, Rhabditida, Rhabditidae. The record is from RefSeq and is a predicted model, not a curated record. Bases 1 to 372 code for a protein of 123 amino acids. The transcript has 4 exons.